This is a messenger RNA of Aspergillus piperis CBS 112811, 1560 nucleotides long. Its product is annotated as mitochondrial 54S ribosomal protein uL24m. Gene Ontology annotation, cellular component: ribosome; mitochondrion. Gene Ontology annotation, biological process: translation. NCBI's taxonomy places the organism in Eukaryota, Fungi, Ascomycota, Eurotiomycetes, Eurotiales, Aspergillaceae. The coding region runs from base 354 to 1406 and encodes 350 amino acids. The transcript has 3 exons. Gene Ontology annotation, molecular function: structural constituent of ribosome; RNA binding. The record is from RefSeq and is a predicted model, not a curated record.
UAUGAAGUGCACCCUGUCUCGAUCGGAGGGGCCUUGGAAAGGUAUUGAUGCUUUCUUUGAUGCUAGCUGCUGCAUAUCUGCUGAAAUGUACUCAAUUAUCCAGUGCUUAUAAAAAGAUCUUCAGAGACUGCUAAAUAAAUAGUCACUAGCAAAUGUUGUGACGAGACAAAUUCCAGUGUGUACAUACCGAGUAGUACUUAGUUUCGGAACCCCCGUCAUUUUGUUUCCCCAUUGGCUCUCCAUAGUCCCGGUCACGUGCACGAACCAGGGCCGCAAUUUUCCCUCCCGAGCAUCUCUCAAGGCUUCCUGGUGACUCCGCGGGAACAAUCGGCCAUUGCUGGGCAACAGUCAAGAUGCAGAAGGUCAUUCGAAGGACCGCCCUGGCGCGGAACCAGGCCACACGGAAAGCAGUUCGAGCCUCCAAAUCAGCCGAACGCGAGGAAUUGAAGGACAGUCUAAGGCAGCGCUUUGCCUACAACCGCAUCGAGCUCGAUAACCUCCGCGCGGAAAGACAACGACGCCGUGAAGACUGGCUCCGUGGACCCCUGGCUCCUCAGCGUGAUGCCGGUCUUGAAGGGAGGCUUUUCGGUGCGUUAAGCCCUCAGGCAAUGAACCCUCCGCCUAUUCCGGAGCACUUGCGGAGACAGUACAUCAACAUUGCUCCCGGCGACCGAGUAUGCAUCAUGAAGGGCAAAGACAAGGGCAAGAUCAACGAGGUUACUAGGGUGGAUGCUACGACCGAGACUGUUGUGGUCAAGGAUCUCAACAUGGCCGAUGUCCACUUCCCCGACUGGCUGAAUGAGCAGUAUGGCAACUCGAGCCCCUUCCAGUCCGUGAGCCUGCCUCUUUCCAUUGACGAUGUUCGCCUUGUCGUCGCUCUCGAUGAUCCUGUCACCGGCGCCACACGAGAUGUAUUGGUUGAACAUGUCCGCGGCGGAGAGCCUUUCCUCGAACGCGACUACGGUACCGAAACGCCCCGACACACGAGAUACAUUGCUGGUGAAGACAUUGAGAUUCCUUGGCCCCGAAGUGACCCUGCAGAAAUGAAGGAUGAGGCCUGGGACACGCUCCGUAUGGAAGUUGAAACGCCCACUUGGAUGCCGUCGUUGCACUACGCCCCAUUCCCUCCCAGCGUCCUGGACGAACUCCGCAACAAGUUUUCGAAGUACAGAACGAGACACGAUGAGGAGUGGGUGGAGGCCAGGAAGAUGGAAGACUACAGAAGGGAAUAUCUGCAAAGCCGGUCUUUGUUGACACCCAGAGGUGAAUUCUUGGCCAUGCUUCAGGCCAAGAGGCAGGAGCGCCAGAACGCGAGGAAGGAUGCCAAUGGAAAUUACAUCCUGGAUGAUAAGACGGUCGGAUUCAUUGAGAACUUCAUGAAGGAGAAAGCGACCAAGAAAGCCUAAUUGCUUGCUGGGAUUUCGUUUGGUGUUCCGACUUGUGGGAGAGUGCGCCUGGGUCUUUUCUGUUUCUUUUCACUUUUCCUUUAUUUUUCCAAUGGGUGUACACAAUUAUACUACUGUAGCAUAGAAUCUGAAUGUAUAAGAUGAAUAGUAUGGA